Messenger RNA from Pocillopora meandrina, 22788 nucleotides. Lineage: Eukaryota; Metazoa; Cnidaria; Anthozoa; Scleractinia; Pocilloporidae. The record is from the annotation of a GenBank genome assembly.
CAACAAUCCCUUUAUACUUUAAGGGUAUUCGAUGUCGAUUACUGAUCGAAGUACUUAUGUGAUUCCUAAAUGACGAAUAAUGGGAAUUGUACAACAAACUAAAUACCUCGUUCUGAAAAACUUCCACAUCAAAAAACGGAAUAAGCGGGAAACUUUGCAAGAGAUACUCAUCCCAAUUUGGUUCAUUGUGACGUUAGCGAUCGUAAAAAGAAGGUUAAUAACGGAGCUGAAACCAGCUGUAAGAGAAAAUGAAAUACCGACAGCGAAAAUUUCCAGCAUGGGACUGGCUGGAUUACCGGGAAUUGCGAGCUCCAAGCCAAAUAUCGGCUAUGUCACCAACAAUCUCGCAAAUGCUGGUUCGGUUAUGGAGAUAGUUAGGAACACCUCAAAGGACAGUGCAAAAUAUGUUGAGUUUAACACUACAGACAGUUUGAUAGCCUUUUACAUGGAGCACACCAACCUUCUUGUGGGAAUCGAAUUUUGGAAUGGCAAAGAGAAAGGACUUGCUUACACACUUCGCGUCCCGAGAGGUCGACUCCCCUUACCAAAGAACAGACUUGUCGGUGAGUACAGCUACACAUACGUGUAUUAUGGAAUCGCACCCAUUGAAAAACGUCCCACGGGAAAAUGCAAAUAAGCUAGAAAAGAGAAAGAGAGCAUGCGUAACUUCACGCAGGCCUGUCAAUCCGACUGUCAAUCAUGUAAUCCCCCGUGUAUGCCGUAUUCACAAGUACUGUUUCUUGCUCAGACAACCGAAACGUAGUGCCAUUCAUCGAAGAAGAAUAGACAUAAUUAGUAGCGUUAUCUUGAUUAGGCUAUGUAGUUUAAAUUACCUUUUAAUGUCGGGUUUUUAAUUGAAAUGCGGCAGAUUUACGAGAUUCGACCAUCAAUUUCACCAUGAAAGCAAAAUAACAUUACAUAAAUAUUCCUUUUUAGCCCGUUAUUGCGUUCAUUUUCCGGUAACACGUCGGUAAAGUCUAUUUACUUUUUUCAUCACUUUCAAACAAUAUUAAUUGUUCCAAUUGUAUCUCCAUUGUCUCUACAUGGACACAAGUGAAAUUUUACAACUCCAGUUUGGGAAUUCGUUAAUUCAGAUCUUAAGAGACCAAAGCUGGCAACCUCCUUCCCAGGUCACUGUGCCUGCAAAGCAUCAUGGGUACCCCACUUUUCCUGGGUGAUGCUUUUUAAUGGGCAUGAUUCCAUAAUGGUAUAUGAUCGAAUGCAUUGUUUACAUUGAUCAUUUAUGACAUCAACUCCUUAGACUCAGAAUAUUCACGAGGUGUGUUUUUGAAGACCUGGAACAUUGAUCCUCCUAAAAUGUGAAGUGGCCAGAUGGAAUUAUCAGACAGAAUGUUGCCUUCUUUUUUUGCUCCAAAUUUACCUGUAUUGUAAAAAAAGCCUUCUUACAUCAAAUUUUCCCUGUCCCCAAACCUCUCAGGUAAAGAAGCAAGGAUGUGAAAAUUGUACCUUGUAUAUCCUCUUUAGGGUCCAAGACCCCAAAAACAGAAGGAUGUUUGGUAACACAUCCCCAUCCAGACUAAAGAAAGAAAUGUUCCUACUUCAAGCAUACAUCUCUUGAGAUUAUUUUGAAAGGUUGUUUGGUAGCACAUCCCCAUCCAUAGUAGGGAAAGGUUGUACCCUCCUUCCCCUGAAAUGUAUCUAGACAAGCAUACAUCUCAUGAGAUUAUUUUGACAAGAUUUAAAAAUGCGUAGUCUAAGACUGCAUAUAGCUGCACAUUUUGCAGUGACCUUUACAUUAAGUUGGUAUUCAACCCGUUUAAAAUUAAGAGUUGGUUUAGGGUCAAGGAUUCUAUCCCUGGGGGUUUAUGAUUGCAAAUUAUAUAUAACUUUUCAUGUGCAAGCUGUAGUGCCUGUUAUGUUGGUGAAACCAACAAACACACUGCCUCCGGCAUCUGCAAACAUUUCUCCUUUGACAAACAUUCCCACAUCUUUCAGCACCCAAGAGGUUCUAAAAAUUGUUGCUCCCAUUGUUCAGAAGAUUGUUUUAAAAUUCUGGACUCUGCUUCCACAAGCUUCCAAUUGAAAAUUGAGGAAGCCAUGCACAUCCUUUGGGAGCAGCCAUCUUUAAAUUCCCAGGUCAAACAUCUUAUUUAUCCCUUUCAUACUAAUUAGUCUCCCUUCUUGGCUUAAAUAGUUUCACUUUUUUUUAAAAUUAUUCUUGUUAACGUCUCACUUUGUUUUACUGUUUAUUGCAUAAUUUCAUUUUGCUUCUCAUUAAACAACUGAUGAUGGAUGAUGUUUCAUCUGAGACAUGUUUUGUUUUCAUUGAAAAAUGUAAGAAAAAUGAACUUCAAAAGCAUUGUGUGGUUCAUCAAAGCAACAUGUAUUAAUAAUAAUAAUAAUAAUAAUGAAUAUUUUCAUAUUUCAUCAACAUGUCAUCUUUUUGCUAUAGCAUAUUGACAUGACAAACUGUUUACCUUACAUGUAGUUAAAUUUACAUAUACAUCUAAAAACAGUUGGUUAAUGCGCAAACACCCCAGUGGUCAGAAAAAUGUGUUUCUAAAAUAAGGAAGCUGAUUUGUGUUUCUGGUAGAUUUGUGAAUAUAAGGUCAAUACAUGUUUUGCUGUUAGCAGUGGCACUUGAAACUUUUUUGUUUAUAAUUACUCCUUGUAAAUUUAUCUUAAAGAGAUACUCUUUUGAAGUCACCCAUAAACAGACAAGCACUAGAGUGCGAAGAUUACUGUUCAAAAGUUCUAAAAGUUUUAGGCACAAAUGCUCUUGUGGUACUAUAAGGGAGCAACAUAAUACAACGAGUGUAAUACGAGGAAGGUUCAAGAACCUCAUUACAAUCAACUCAAUACCAUUUGUAUUGUAGCAAUAAGGAUAACUUAUCAAUUCAUCAUGUGCAUUGUCAACAUGGAUUUUUUGUGUGUUAAUAAUGUAUUCUGUGUUUGAAUUGUUCUCAAAUUCAUUGAAAUCAUUAGUGCUAUUGCUAACACCAUUUAAACUCCUUCCAGAAAUAACUGGACAUGUUAAUACACUAUGCGUUUGACCUUUAUGUCCUAUGUAUUCUAACCUUCAAUUUGCUCUAGCAUUUGCUGGUUCAACCAAUGUAAUUUCCAUAAAAUUCUCAUCUGAUUCUCCAAUGUAAAUCUUUAAAUUCAAAGUAUCAGCUACUGCUUGUGUUAUCAUGUUACCAGCCCAUGUACCUUGCAUAGACAUAAGAUAAAUAUUGAUAUUGAAUCGCUCAGAAUCAAUUUUAUCAAUACAUAACAAUGUAAUAUAAUUAAGUCUAGAAUAUUGAGUCAUAAUGUUACAUUCAGAAUCAAGCUGAUCAAUCACAUACAAAUCAUCAUGGCUGUUCAAAUUCACACAUGGAAGGACAGCCAUGACUGAACAAGCAUUUUGGUUGCAAGGUAUAAAAUCACCACAAAGUGUCAAAAAACCUGAAAAACUUUUGAUAAACUAACACUUUACAAACAUUUAGAAAACUGUGCCUGGAUACUGAUAAGGAAUAAGGAAAAAUCAUUGUAAAAUAGAGACAAAAAAACCCUAAAAUCCACUGAGUAUCUCAUAGUCACAUGGAGAGAACACACAUGGAAUGUCUCAAUCGAUAGGAAGCUGUGCUUGGGUCACAUUUUGAAGUGUUGGUUUUGCAUAUUAAAUCCUGUUGGUAUGAUUGAGUUCUUGUUGAGAUCUACCAAUCAGUGAGGGAGUACAGAUUGUGUGCCAUUAUUGUAUGUAAACUUAUGACAAGUCAUUACAUAGUGACCAACAACAGGAAAGCACAAUUUUAGAGUGACAGCUGCACAUGUGCGAUUUUCUUCCAGCCAACCACAAAGUACUCCACAUUUGUCAGUGAAUUGUAUUUGUAACUGGUGUGCUAAACGAGUGUAAUUUUGUUUGGCACCAAUCAUACUGCUAUUAAUGCUAUAAACAUGGUAUUUUAGAAUGAUUGCAUGGUUACAUAGGAAUCCCAACCAGGAAACAGCAAUAACCUCACAAACUUGAGGCAAGUAUUCAGCUGGGCUUCCUGUGGAAAGUUAACAACUUACACAAGCACUUACAAGGCAAUGACAUGAUGGCUAUGCAUUCCCAGAAUGCAGUAGCCACAAAAAUUAUAUAAACCUGAUUUAAUUUGUAGGGUUGGGUGGGGAAGGAUAUCAUUCCUGUGUAGAGCAAUGUUACUUCAAAACAUAUUCACACAACUAUUCAAUUUUUAAUUAUUUUCCUCCUUUCAGGUCUAGGUGAAUGUCAUGAUGUCAACAGCUUGUUUUCAGGGGGCUGCCCUGCCAAUUCUUAUAUUACAACAAAAAUAGCAACCCUGCAAACAAUAAUUGAUGCUGCUAUUACAAAGGUAAUUGCUGGUGAAAUGUAAUUUUUCUCAGGCAGACCCAGGAUUUAGUGAGGGGAGUUGGGGAGGGGGGGGGUGUUCAAUAACUAUCUACUGAAAAGAGGACAAUCCUGAGGGAGGUCAGGAGGCAUGCCCUUGCCAAGAAUGUUGAAUGAAAUGUCUUGAAAAAAGUUAUUUCCAGUGUUUUAAGGGAAAAUUUGUAGAAAACAAAAGAAAUAACAAAUUUGCACAUGUUAGAUGAUUUUCAUUUUGACCAAACUGCCUGAAUCACCUCUGGAUCUGCCCCAGUUUUUUUUUAGCUGGUAUUUCAGUUCCUUAACAGUCAAUAAUCUUUCAACAUGAGUGGGAAAAUGGGAUGAUAAGUAGAUUGAUUUUAGACUGUAAAAAUCUCUUGGUCUUUUAUUUUUCUUAAUUCAUUACUUGUCUAAGUAUUAGCCAUGCACAGUGAUUAAAGAAAAUAAAUUCUGGAAGGUAUACAGGGUUCUUUUCAGACAAAUUUUAAUUUUAGUCCUCUGACUUGUAAUUUGCUUUAAGUAAUAGAGGUGAUUUGAUCUAUGAAAUUUUUUGUUGUUAAAGGUUGAAGGGAAUUUACCUCACUUAAAUGUCCCAGACAUCAAGGCAAAGAUGAUGCCAAAGGCAUCUUACAGGCAACCUGAAGAAGAUUUUGCCUUCCUUAUUUUGAUUUUCAUGGUCUAAGCCUUUGUACCUUACUUCCUUGUAGUCCUUGUCAAUCUGAAAGAGAAGGAACUUAAACUGAAGGAAUUGUUGAGGAUUGUGGGUACUUCUGAUAUCGCAUACUUAUUGUCGUGGAUUAUUACAUAUGCAGUGAUCAUGCUGGUAGCCGUCCUCAUUUUGAAUGUGAUCACAAUAUUGGGAAACAUAUUUUCCAAUAGCAACUAUAUUGUGAUGGUCAUCAUCUGCUACCUGUAUGGCUUAAGCAUCAUCACAAUGUCUUUAAUGCUGACACCAUUCUUCAAAAGUGUCACGAUUGCUGGCCUUUUGCAUCUCUGGUGACAACAAUUCUUGCCACAAUUGCCAAUCUCCUUGUCCUUUUUGAAGUGUCUAAUGUGGUGAAGUGGUUAUUGUCACUCUUUUCACCAACAGCAUUUGUUUUUGCCUUGCAUGAGGUAGGUUGAUGUUAUUUUCUUUCUCAUUCAUCACACCUUCAUUAUUUGCAAAUUGAAUGCAUUUAAAGAACUAUAAGGCUGUUAAAACUCACACAUAGAAUAGACAUUCAUUUGUCUGAAAUUGAAGAAGUAAGUAUAGAUAAAUGAAGACAUUGGUUUGUCCACAGUUCCUUGAAAAAUUGUUCCAUAUUAAAAUUUUAGGCUGUUGCAGGGGAAGGUCUGAACUUUGACAACUGGUCCACCAAAGGGAGUUUUCCAUCCAUUUAUCCCACUCUGAUGCUGCUGGUGGACACUGUUUUGUAUCUUUUGUUGGCUCUGUGCUUUGAUGCAGUGAUUCCUGGUAAGUGUGGUCAGUGUAGGCCCCCCUACUUCAUCUUUACACCAUCCUUUUGGAAAAGUAUCUGUAGCAAAAAGGAACAAGGGACAGCACCUUCUGAACAGCUUUCCACAAGAGUGGAGGAGGUAUCUGAAGAUAUUGAGGCCAUGCCAGCAGAUUUACAGGGGAAUGAAGUAAUAAGGUAUUACAAACUGGUGUAAUUUUAAGAGUGCUUGAAUGAGAGAGAAAAACUGUCACUUGUGUUGAUCUGCCAAAUGAAUUUUACUUUGUGGCUGUAUUUUUGUUUCUGUUUUUUUUUUUUCUUCAGCAUUCACAAAUUAAGAAAAGUUUACCAUGGGAAAGAAGAGGUUGUUGCAGUUGAUGGUAAGAGCUAUUAAACUUAUCAUCAGUCAGUUAGUCAGUGGGUGGUCAGUUGGUCAGUCAGUCAGUCAGUCACCAGUCAGUUAGUCAGUUAGUCACCAGUCAGUCAGUUGGUCAGUCAUUCAAUUAGUCAGUCAUAAGAUGGUCAGUCAGCUAAGCAGCAUGGGAAGCAGUCAUGUAGAUAGACAGUUAAUCAGUUAAUCAGUCAAGAGUCAGCUUGUUAUUCAACACAGUCAGUCAGUCAGUCAGUCAGUCCAUCUGUCAGUAAGGCAAGUGAACAUGAGGUAGUCAGUUCAUCAGUCACAUAAAGAGACAAGCAUUAGGUCAGUCAUUUUUCCAGUCAGCUAGUCAGCUGUUCACUCAUAUAGUUAUAGUCAGUCAUUUUAAAGCAUGUAAACUUCUGACUAAUGCACCAGUUCUCUCUUUUAAAUUGAGCAGACAGAACUUUCUUCUAUCUUUGAAGAUUAAGUCCUCGUGUAGAGAUCCUGGCCUUGAUGAUAACUUUUGUGUCACACCUUUAGGGGUCAGCAUGGAUAUAUAUGAAGGUCAUGUGACAGCGCUGUUGGGUCACAAUGGAGCAGGUAAAACAACUCUAAUAGCCAUGAUGACUGGAAUGGUUCCUGCUACUGAGGGUUAUGCUACUGUCUACGGAAAGGACAUCACCGACCCCAGUCAGAUGCAGGAAAUAAGAAAAGGCAUUGGUGAGAAUGCAAAUUAAGUGUAAUUUUCCCUUUCUGCCAUCAGUCCUCAUUGAUAACCCAGCUCAAUGUCAAUAUAUGAGCAACUUCCCACCAACCCAUCCCCUAACCUAACAACACUCAACUGAUAACAAGUAGGGGUUGAAUUAAAGGAGGGGUAAACCCUACCUAUUAGUGUGAUAUACUCCACAAAUUUACUGCAAUUUCCUUUGUUAGUAAUCUUGGUUAUGACCAUGUCUUAUGGAUGGAUGGAUGGAUGCCUCUAUUUAAAAAUAAAAAUAAACCUCAGGGUAGCCCCAUCAGAAGCCCUAAAGAGCCACCUGCUAUCAAUGGGAGCUCUGAGUAUAAACUAAAUAAAAUAUAUUACAAUUUCAUGUGAAAUACAAACACGAAGAUAUAAAACACAUUUAUUAGGCUUUAGAUUUCUAAAUUUAAAAUUAUGUGUAUAAAAAUUACUAUUUAUCAGUGUGGUGGUUUACAAUCCUUUAUAUAUAACUAAUUUUUCAUGUUAUUUGCUUUUGUUUUAUGCAAGGUGUAUGUCAGCAGCAGAAUGUACUCUUUGACUUUUUGACAGUGAAAGAACAUUUAGAGCUCUACUCUGGCUUGAAAGAAGUGCCAGUGGAGCAGAGAGAUGUCAUGGUAAAGUUGCUAGUUGCUUGUAACAAAUCUCUAUUGCAUGUUAACAUCUUUGCCACUUGCAUAGGUUAAUGACAAGCCAGUACAUGGUCUACAAUGUUACCUCAGGCCUUUUCUUUAGAAUGGAACCUGCACCUGCUACAGGCCAAUUUUGGAGUAAUGACACCUUUUGAAUACCCAUGUGAUUCUUCAUGAUACUGCCAAAAUAGUGGUUCAUCUAACUUGCAGAGAGAAUGAAUUAAAAUUGCUUCCUUUGAAAAGGAAAAAGAAAGAAAUCAUAAGACACCCUAAUUUUCUCUGAGAAAAAGAUGAUUUGCUUUAUUUGAAUCAGCUUUGGCUGUAGAUGAAAAGCCAUGAUUUUUCUUAUAACCUGUGUGCCUGCAAAUCAUGUGAAUUAAAUGGUGCAUUUUAAGGAUGCAGAGUGGAAUUCAGGGAAACGACAUGAGGUAACACACUUUUUUUCAAGGUGAGUUCAUUGUUGAUGGAAAUUGACUUGGCAGACCAAAGGGACACUUUGUCAAAAGAUUUGAGUGGAGGCCAGAAGAGGAAAUUAAGUGUUGGCAUAGCACUCAUUGGGGAUCCAAAGGUAUAUACCUGUAUUUGUUAACUUGUAAGUGUUAUGAGAAAAUUAAAACCAAAUGUCAUUUAAUUUCUACAACCCAACCCCUGUUGACCUUUUCAUUGGAUGAAAAUCACAGUUUCAACUUUCUUUCCUAGCUGUCUGCCUUAUGUUUCUGAUCAUUUUAGUCCCAUGUAUUUAGUGUUUAACUUAAAUUCAAACAACAUGUUGACAGUAGCUUUUAUUUUUCUUCCUUGUCCUUACCUUCUGCUUGGAAAUAUAGUGAUUUUGUUUCAAGAAAUUUUGUCUCCAUCUCUCCUGAGAGUGAAAGGUGAACCCCUUUGUGCAAGAAAUUUUAACCCCCAAAGGGAGAAAGGCAACUUCAGAGUUACUGGUGGUGGUAACCUGAAGAGCCUUCAACUCAGUAACCCUUGUGGGUCCAGGCUUGAAAUUAGAGUUCUUGGCCAAGAGUCAAGUGCACCAGUGUUAGUAACUUGUUCAACUUAGUUUCCCAGUUAAUGAUCAAAAGGAUUUAAUAAUUGUGUUCAAAUUAAAGGUGAUCAUUUUAGAUGAACCAACAAGUGGAAUGGAUCCAUAUGCACGACGACUCAUAUGGUCCUUGUUGAAAGAGAAGUGUAAAAACCGAGUGGUUCUCCUUACAACACAUUUUAUGGACGAGGCUGACAUUUUAGCAGGUAAAUAAAUGAUAUGAUUAUCAACUGAUUUCUGACUGUAACUAGUAACUAAUUUGUGUUUCAUAUCUCUGCUCUGAUUGGCUGUUAAUUGGUUACUUUGGGCUUUUUUCACUGAACACUCUUCAGCUUUCACAAAGCCCUCCCUCUUUUUCAUAUCAUAAUGGUUCCCUACAGGAUCACAAAUUGUUUAAAAUGUGGGGAUGAAAAUUUCUUGUGAAUUUUUAAAUCAGGAUGGUAUUGUCUAUUGAAUGGUUAUGUUUCUAUACUCCCAGAUUACAAGGUUAUUUUAUCCAAAGGAAGAGUGCGCUGUUCAGGAAGCUCGCUUUUUCUCAAGAAUCGCUUCGGAAUUGGAUAUCAUUUGAAGUAAGUAUUGGCCAGAAGUUUAUAUCAUAAUUUCUUUCAGCCUGUAGUUUUUAACCAUUUUACUCCCAAGAUCUCAUUUUCAGUAAUUCUCCUUACUGUCCUACAGUGUUUGUUUUGGAGUAUUUGGUAAAUUCUUCCUUAAUUUAUAUUUCUCUUUAUUCUUGUCACUUGUUUUCUUGAUAUUGUUAGGGGCAAUUCUGUCUCAGUCACUCUUGGGAGUUAUAGGUUUAAGUCAAUUUGGACUUGGUCUUUCAUAUUUUCCUGCACUUUAUGUGGUUUGCUAGUUUUUACUUUGAGUUCUUUUUGACCCUUGAUAUAUUUUUUUUUCUGAUUGACUGUCAUGUUACUUUUUUUACUCGACUGGUUUUUUUUUUAUGGCAAUUGCAAGGCACUCUUCAAUUAACAAUAUUUUUUUCCCUUCAGUAUGGCUCUAGCAGAGAAUUGUAAUACUCAGCCAUUAAUUGAGCUUGUUCAAAGCAAAGUGGAAGGUGCAGAAGCUAUCCGUCACCAUGGCAAAGAAAUGGCAUUUUCCUUCCUGUGGAACAAGUAUCAUGUUUUCCAGGUAAAUUUAAUGAACAAUUAACUGCCUUGUAAAAUGGCCAACUACAAGUUACCUUGGUGGUAUUUUUCUUGUAAUAAACAUAAUGAAUUGACUUAACUCAGCUGUGAAUUAAUUUUCCUCCCAUGUUUACUUUGAGAUGAACCAGUUGUUAACCCUUAACACCCUGACAUCAGUAUGCAUAAUCUCCACACUGUUUUCCAUACUUUUCCUAAGGUGCUGACAAGGAGCAUUUGUGUAACAAUCAAGACGUUCUUUAGUUGGUGAUCAUUUCCUUUGUUCUCAUGACCUUUAUGCAUUUUUGGUGUUGAUAUUAUAAGGAGAAAUUAGAUGCUAGUCACUCCAAGGGGUCAAAAGGUUAACAGACACUUCUAUCAGGCAAUUACCAGCACCAAAAUUAAUCACUAUCAAUAAUUGUAACCAGAAAGCUGUCUGUCUGAUCACGUAAUCUGAUCAUCUAGGUGAUGGUAGCUCAGACAAGAAUUUUUGUUGAUUUAUUGGCCACUGAUGUUUUGACAACUUUAGCAGGAGUCACAAUCAGAGUGAAGUGAAAAGGUGUUUCAGUAGUAAGUGUUUUAACCCUUCAAUCCCUGAUAGUGGCUAGCACCUAAUUUCUCCUCCUGAUAUCACCCAUGAAUCAAACAUUUAGGUCAUGAGAAUAUAGAAAAUAAUAAUCAAAUGAAGAAGCUUUUGAUUGUUAAACAAAUUCUCCUUGCCAGCACAUCAGGGAAUGUAUGGAGAACAGUAUGGAGAAUAUGCAUACUGAUGUUUUGGUGUAAAGGGUUAACUACAGUUUGUUUAAACUAAUUGGUCAGUUUGUCUGCAAUGAUGUUGGCUGUAAUACUCAUUCAAGUGGUGUAUAUUUGUCAUGAUCAUCCUUAGGGAUGUCUGCCUAUGAAAAAUUUUUCUCUAAGGACAUCUCCUAUUAAUAUAUAAUCACUCAAUUUUCAAGUACAUACAUUUCAGAUCUAUUCAAGGCACUUGAGGACAACAAUGACAGUUCAGAAGGCUGUGCCGCCCCCUUAUUAGGCGUGACAAGUUAUGGUGUUUCCAUGACAACUCUAGAAGAAGUAUUUCUUCAACUAGAGGGCACCUCUGAAGAGAGUAAAAUAUCAACUGAUGAUGCACAAGAAACAGUACGAAAUCCUUGAGUUUAAAAUUGGAAAUUAAUACUCUAACAAUGGGGUGGGGCAUGCUGAUAUGAUUAGCUAGUAAUUUAGGAUUAUCAACUAAAUUGAUAAUGGUGCCACAGCGAUAUGCUUUAGAAAAUGGAAUUUAAUUGAGUGUACCACCAUAUUUGUGCUAUUGUAACUGAAAAUUAUCUGCCUUUACCUUAAAGUAACCCCAUUUGAUGUCCUUUCUUUUCUAUCUCUUUAUGCAAGUUUGAGCAAAGUGAUGCAAAUCUGUUGGCACCUUCAGAUGCCAUGAACAUUGAAGACAGAGGCUGUAGAAUUUCUGGGUUUGUUGAUGCCCCAAAUAACACAGGGGUGGAACUGAAUAAUCCAGAACUGAUGGCUGAUUCACAGAAAUCAGUCUGGAAGGCAAAACAACAAGUCUUAGGAUUAAUGCGGGUAUGUUACUUCUCAAGACAAAUUAGAGCAGAUUUCCAUUAUAUUGGAUGUUGUAAAAGUAAAACUUUUUUUGUCUGGAUUUGCAUUUAUACCAUGGCUGAAAUUAAUGAGCUUUACUUUUCUGUUUCUUUUCAGAUUCACUGGUUAAUGUUAAUCCGUUCACCAGCCACGUCAUUUUUCAAAAUUAUUAUUCUGCUAUUUUUCAUAUUUGCUGGUCUUUCACUUUUACGUGUAGCCAAGAAUGACAGCCAAUCAGCAAUUGGUUUGAAACUGACACCUAAGAUGUAUCUGAAACCUGGAAGUAAAAAGGGUUAUGCCUCCUUUGCUCUUCUCCAGAAUUCAACCAAAGAGGCCAUGGACCAUGUUAUGAAAUACCUGAGUGAUUAUAGUGUUGGCACCUUGUUGGUGUCCUCUAUGAGUAGCAUAUUGAGCAACUCAUCAAGUGAUCUGUACAAUCUGGGAUUUGACAUUCUCAAGUUUCCUGCAGACAAUUUGUCGUCGUCCAGCGUAAGUAAUAGUAUUUUUGCCUGAAUUAAAAAAUACGACAAGAGCAUUAGUUGUUUAUUUCCCCACUUUUCUCUUUUUAUGUUUGCUAUCAAUGGUACUGACAAGGAGAUUUUGUUUGACAAUUGGAAACAUCUUAAAUUGGUGAUUAUUUCCUUUAGCCUCAUGACCUUUGCAUUUGAUUCAAGGGUAAUACUGUAGAGAGAAAUUAGAAGCCUUUCAUUCUUAAGAGGUUGAAAUUAAGGGUCAAAGAGAAAGUUUCUGUCAGGCUCUUUUCAGUGUGUCACUCAACACAAAUGUACACUGUGAGACAAGUUAGCAUUGCCUUUUAGGAUCUUUCAUCAAGCUUUGAGAUGCGAUACAACGACACAGCUGUACAUAGUGUACCUGUUGGCAUCAACAUAUUGGGAUCUAUCUUGCACAUGAGUGCUCUAAAAAACAAAAAAAAGCACCUUAUCCACUGGAGUCAACCAUUCUUGCCUUCCCUGACGUAAAACCUCAGUGGACUUUCAACAUUGUAGUACUUUCGUCAUUCCUUCUCAUUGGAAAAGCUUUCGGCACUAUUCUAGGUGACCUUGGAGUUCUGAUUGUAGCAGAACGGCAGGUGAGAAUAAAGAAAUGGAUGAAGGUUUCUGUGUGUUUGGCUCUUUGUGAUAAAGCCGUUUUUGAAUGAUUGUCGCCAGACAAAACCAAGGCUAUUUUAUCAGCCAAUCAAAACAAGGAUAAAUAUCACAAGUAUUCAUUAGAUUUUAAAGUAAAAACCUUUAAAGCCAGUGUGGAUCAUAAGAAAAUUCAGCAAACAAUUGGAAAGUUAGUAUUACAAGUUAUUUUGGUUUUGCAUUUGAUUUCUGAAAAGGUGACAACAGUAUUCUAGACCAGUCAUAGAAGAUAGUAAACUAAAAACCAAUGUCAUUCCAAGUUGCUUUUUAUUUGCUCUCUGUGGAAAAUUCUGGUACUCAUCUGUGGUGUGAUUAAUAGUUAUUCUAAAGGUUGAAUAAAUUUGAGGAAAAAGAAAAUUUCACCACACAGAGAGUUUGAAAAGAUUCCAAUUCAAAGAUAGGCCUAUUGUCACCUUUUUAAUCACAACACUUACAGUGUGGUAAAAACUCAAUGUUACUUCUAUCACAGAUGAAGAUGCGCCAUUUACUGAGGGUGUCUGGAGUAUCAUCCUUUGUGUAUUGGCUGGAGCGUCUUAUCUCUGAUGGCAUUGUAGCAUCGAUUCCAGUGAUACUGUUGUUGACACUUAUACCAGUCUUACAGCCGCCCUCACUGUCUCCUCCCCCUGCUAUGCACUGUGUAAUGAUUGCAACCCUUCUGUACAUACCUGCUGGGAUAUUGUUUUCGUAUCUCAUGUCCUUUAUGUGCAAUUCAAGGGAUUUCUCCAAGCAAGUUUUGCCAAGUGUGUUCGACGUUGUAAGUAUGAUGAUAAUUAAUGGUCAUUCAUUGUAAAGCCCCAUUCAAAUAUGGCCAUGAAAGUUAAUGAUAGUUGAUGAUGGUUUCAACAUUUGUUCACUAUCAUUGUCUGUCAUGUUUGUAUUUCAAAUGGUUCAUUGUUAAAGUUGAUAAUGGUUAAAAAAUCAUGUAAUGAGAUUGCACAAUUGUAAAUAAGUAUAGCAUGCACUAAGGUCAGCAAUUUUGGCAGCAUUUGAAAUUUUAGUCAAGAAGUAGCAAGUUGAAGAUACUAAAGCCUAUCAGGAGAUGAAUAGAAUGAGUAGCAAGAUAUUCUGCAAAAUUUUGAUGGCACUUUAGUCAUUUUACCAUUUGCCAUUUUGGUUUGAGCUGGCUUAAUUUUGGCAAAACUAUGGACCAAAAAGCUAUCGUUCACUAUCAUCUGCUGGUUCAAACAGCUAAAACUAUCAUCAGUUAUCAUGUUGAAUUUGAAAAUGUCCAAACUAAAUAAUAGUUGAUGAUAGCUGAUGAUAGUGCAUGAUAGUUGAAACUAUCAUCAACUAUCAGGACUGUUUCAUCUGGGCUUAUAAGGAUGGCUUUGCAAGCAGGCACCAUGGAGCAAAUCAUGUGUUCAGGUUAUCUACACAAGCUUAUUUUGGCAAUGGGGGUAUGUGCUCCCUUGCUUGCUGUCUUGUUGGUUCAGGUUGUAGAGUGCCCAACUGCCACGCUGGAGGUUGAAGGUUCAAGCCUCAGGUUUCAGAGUAGGCUUCUUACCUCGAUCCUGACUUCCAAUGUUGUGGUCUGGCUUUGAUUCUGAAAUCAGGGGUUUCUGCAAAAAUAUUCUUCACACAUUAUUGUUGACCAGCUCAAUGCAGUUUGGCCAAAGUACCCUGCAAAAUAUGGCUAUAGAAAUCCCUCAUUACUCUUAACCCUUUAACCCCCAAGAUCUGAUUGUUAAUUCUUCCCUCAAGCUGCUAUACAUUUCCUUGUAAAUAAGUCAAAAGAAUUUGGUGUUAGAUCAAGACUACUAGCACCUACCUGAUAAGUUUGAGUAUUCUCAUUAAAUGUUGGCUGGAUAAUGUGUGGAUGUUAUAGGGAGAAGUUACAUGUUAAUCACUUAUGGAGUUAAUGGGUUAAAUAUUAUUAUUCUUAUUACCUACACCUUAUGAAAGCAGUAGCAAAAAGAAGUCCAGGGGAGGCUUAGUUCUUUUCAUGCAUGUCUGUGAAAUUGUUGCACUUUUUUAGUAUGAAAUACAAGUAGGUUAGUUUUGUCAUAUAAAAACAUGGGUGUGACACAUAAGAAAGUGCACGCCAUAUCAAGAGGCAUCUAUCCACUGAGUGUAAUUGCCCCUCUGAAUUUGGCAGUGGCUUUUUUGUUGUUGUUGUUCCAUAGUAAUGUUUCUUUUUAUUUAUUUAAUUUUUUCUUUAGACCGGAAUAAUUCCAUACUUUACUGUAUCUUUGGUGGAUAUGCGUGUAAGCCGAGAUACUGCCAUUGUUCUUCAUUACGUGUUUGUAUUCCUGUUGCCUCCAUAUCAAGUAUUUGGAGCUUUGUAUUACAUUGACAGUGUGAGUAUAAAUACAAAUCUUCCUCAAAUGUACUAAGAGAUUUUCAGCCACAAUUUUAUCUGAUCUCUGGUAAGCUUGAUGAAAUUUUGGGUAUGAAGUUCAGUUCUUUACCUCUAUUCUCUCAGUGGAUGAUGCAAAGGCCUUAUUAUUGGUCAUUGCACUGGAUUCCUGCUCAACAGGUCUGGGUUUGAGACCUGAAUGGGUCAUUGUGUUGUGUUCUUAUAAAAAACACUCUAGUUAGUCACUAACUUUCACAGGGCCUCUCCACCCAGGAGUACAAAUGGGAACCAGCAAAUUGUCUGGGAAGCGUGAUGAAAUGCUGGCGGGUAACCUAGUGAUGGACUGGCAUCUCAUCUAGAGGGGAGUAGUAAUACUCCUAGUUGUUUCAUGAUAAGGAAACCCAGAUAAGCUUGGGCUGCAUGGGCUACUUGGCUCACUUGCUAACUUUUCACUCUCUCUGUUAUAUGCUACCUUUGAAGUAAAGACUUACUUGGUAAAGGGCUUCCUUUAUAUGUCUCACUAUGUUUUACAGGUGUACAGGUAUGAGUCCAUUAUAGCAGCAUUUAGAGCUGGUGGUCAAUCUGUUGAUGUAGAAGUCACUGCAAGCAACUACUUCAAGUGGACCAAAUACAAUGGCUUCCCAGCCGCAUUGAUUGCUGUAUGUUCUUGCUCAAUUCAUUCAUUACUCAGCCAUGUUAUUCAAGACAUGCACUCUGAGAAUCAUAAUUACCAGACAUGCUUUAGAAGGGGCCUAAGUACUGUGCUGUGGCCAUUGCUCAACUGCAUUACCACUACAGCAUUGUGCUUUAUGUUGAAUACUAAAAAGAUGCCUUGAGGAGGGAUGGGUGUGGUCAUAUUUAUUUCCUGGGCAUUCAGAUCAGUUGCUGAUUUGUGAGGAGGGAGGGGGGGUUGAGGGAAUUGUUUAAAAAUCAUAGAAAAUCAAAAUAUGACUCAAUGUCUUUCUUCUGAUUUCCAGCCCAGCUGUAAUGAAUACUUCAUAAUUUAUACAGAAUGCAUUUUAUUACCAUCUUAAAAAUGGAAACUGAGACUAGCGCUAAGGUGGUACAUGUUAAGUACGAUUUUAACUGAAACACAACUCAGCCUAAAUGUUUACCUAAAUGUUGAUAAUACUUAAUUUAUUUACAAUAAGAAAAUUUCCACAGCUGCAUUUUUUAUUUCCCUCCCCUUUUUUUUUUUGGCCAGGCAGGCCUCUCAUUUUCAAUUUGGAGCUUUUGGCUGAGGGACUCAAAGUUCUACAUAGGGGUCAGGUGAAAGAAAGAGGGAUGGCUUAACAUUUGAAUUUCAGUUACAUGCAUUUGACAUGAAGUUUUGAUCAUUACGUCUUGCAUUGUAAUAACUGAUGUCUCUUCUAUUUUGUCAUUUCUCAGCCUGUUUUUCAUACCAUUCUGUUUUCUGUGCUGAUCUAUUUCUUGGACCAACAUAAAACUGGUGGUGCUGUGAGUUGCAAGUGUUCCAAAAGGUAAUAAAGUGUAGCAAUUAAUAUGAUAGUUGUUGGCUGUAAAAAUGUGUACUUUUGGUAAGAGGUAAUAUACUCCUUGACAAAAGAGCCCAGCUUGGAGCAAAACUCAGAAUUCAAUUAUUGGAUACCUCUAGGUUCAUUAAGAAUGCAUUUUAUUGACCUUUGCCAAGUUGAUGCUCUCUUGCCCCCCCCCCCCUCCCUUUCCUUUUCUUGUUUGUUGUGGAGUGCUUUAGUCAGAGUUCUGCUUGCCUCUUUAGCAUGAAUGACAAGAACAACGCGCAUGUAGACAGAAGUUUCAGUUACAUGCGACUGGAAAGUGAGGAAUCAAUGGAUCCAACCGAUGAGGAUGUUAGGAGGGAAAAAGAAAAAGUCUCAAACAUGGUUUCCAUAGAAGACUCCACCUUUUCUGCAAUAGUAAAGGUGAGAAAGAGGAAGUUUUCUUUGGAAAUGGUAGUGUACCUUAUACUCUGAUCUUUUCAAAAAGUCCAUCCUUUUAAAUUUGACCAUAAGAGCAAAACAACCAGUCAGAGUUAUCCUGCUUUAACCAUAAAGCUGCAUUUAGACUGGCGAGGUUUUUAUACAGCCUUUUUGGCAAUUUUACCCUGUAACUCCCAGGGUAAAUAACAAUGAUGCAACUUCUCCAUAAAGUAUCCGGCCAACAGGUAAUGAGAAUUUUCACACUUAUCAAGUAGAACUUGUUAUCUUGAUCUAACACCAAAUUCUCAUAACUAGUUUACAAGGAAAUGCACAUGUUACAGCUAAAGAGGAGAAUUAACAAUCAGAUUGUGGAGUGAAAAUGUUAACUGAUUAUAAUAUUUUGUUAAUGUUUUUGGAUUAAUGUAAGACUCAAGACACUCAGUCAGUUUUGAUCUAUUAUAAAAGUCAGCCGAGAGGUUCUUUUUGAGGCUUCCCCUUAUCAGAACAAUUACACUACAGAACUAAGAAUUGAUAGACUUAUACUCAUUAUUAUUGAUAGUAUAAUUACUUUUACUGAAAAAGUUAAACCUUUUGGUAUUAUUUAUGUUUGCUUAGGGACUAUGGAAGAGAUUUGGCUCAGGAAAGAAGGCUAAAACAGUUGUCAAAGAUCUGUACUUUGGUGUUGAGCAAGGAGAAGUUUUUGGACUUCUUGGUCCAAAUGGAGCUGGCAAGACAACCUCCCUUAACAUGGUCACAGCAGACAUUCCACCAACAAGAGGAAAGGUAAUGUAAGCUACUUGAUCUGUGAUGUUCUGAUGCAAAUCUUAAAAGCAAAUGUGGUUUGUUUGUUUUUACUUUGACCUUUUUUUGGCUCUUUGUUCCAACCCUCUUGACUAACUGCUUUGAUUACUUUUGCUCUGGUUUUACAACACAUUGUAAUCCCUGUAAGUGUUUGUAAAGUUUGCUUUCAAAUCAGCCCCUUCAUAUUAAACACUCAGAUCCUGUUUUGUCCUUCUUUGUCCCAGGUCUAUGUAGCAGGUUAUGAUGUCAGAAAACAGUCCCAUGAGGCAUUUCAACACAUGGGAUUUUGCCCACAGGAAGAUGUACUCUGGCCAAAAAUAACAUUGCAAGAGCACCUUGAGGCUUUUGCCAGGAUGCGUGGCAAGCCAAGGGGGGAGGUCAAACGGGUAGUUAAGCAGUGAGUUCAUCUUUCUGAGAGACUAAAAGCUCAGGAAAACCUUCAUGCCUUAUAAGAGUACAACAUUUCCCUUCCCUAAGCUAUUGGCAAAUUUAAGUUAGCCCCCUUUCUUUGAAUCAGGGCCAGAAGAGCAAGAAUAAAUUGUUUGCAUCAGUAGGAGUGCUUUCUCAUGAAUGGGUAUCCAGUUACUUCGCCACCAAGCAGACUCGCCACCAGUGAACUCGCCACUAAGGAACGAUCUCGCCACCAACGUACUCGCCACCAAGCGAAGUCUUCUCGCCACCAACCACCAAUAAAGAGAUUAGUCGAGGAGAGUAGGAUGUUCGGCUGAUAAGUUUGUUUGCUUGUCUGUACUCAAACUUUAUAAACGUAUGUUGUCGAAAGCACGUUCGAAACCGAUAAGUUUGUUUGCUUGUCUGUACUCAAACUUUAUAAAUGUAUGUUGUCGAUAGCACGUUCGAAACCGAAGUAAGUUUUUAUUCCUUGCAUCGAGUUUUGCAAUUUCUCCUCGCUUACGUGCAAAAGACAAACGUGAUACGUUUUGAUGUCAAUGAGUUAGGAACGGAACACAUCUAACACGUCGCUGAAGGUCAUAAUUUAAAUACAGACAAGCGCACAAACGUAUCGGCCGAUUUGAAUUGUGCUCGUUCGAACAUCCUACUCUCCUCGACUACUUUAUUCUAGUUUAUCUCUUUAUUGGUGGUUGGUGGCGAGAAGACUUUGCUUGGUGGCGAGUACGUUGGUGGCGAGAUCGUUCCUUGGUGGCGAGUUCGCUGGUGGCGAGUCUCCCUGGUGGCAAGGUAACUGGUAACCCAUGAAUGACUGUGGCUUAUUGUGUCUAUCUCAUGCCCAGUACCUGGCAUGUCUGCUUUUAGCCAUUUUGCAAUUGAGUAACAGUUGUUGUAUUGUUUAGAAAGAACCAAAACCAGAGCUAGAUUUUUUUGCUAUUUGUGCAUUCUUGCAGUAAGCAUGGUUUUAAAUCUAUCUGAUAACUGAACUGGCCUCAGGCAAACAGGAAAUUGAAUGGGGGAAGGAUGGUGGAUAAAAAUAUUUGAGUCUAAAAUUAAAAGUUUGUCAGGCUUAUUCAUUCCUUAGCUAAUUCAGGUUCUUUUCCUCUAAUGACCUAAUAAAUAUUUCCAUCUAUUUUAGCUAUUUGUCUGCUUUAGGGAUUACUGAACAUGCUAAGAAGAGAACUCAAUAUCUUUCAGGAGCAACAAAACGAAAGGUCAUUGUUUUUUAUAAAUGUAUGUUAGACUAAUUUUUGUUCAGGUAUAUCCUUAAUUAAGUGAUAGUUUUUAGUUAUUCUAAUUUCUGGUAAUAUAAUGUACUGUUGCUCAAAGGAGAAAAUGUGUUUGGUACUUCUUGUUGUUAUAAUGCUGGUUCUGCAAGUGAGAAAGAUGAAGCAAAUCCCUUCUUCUCUGCUCAAUGGAUAUCAAGAAACAAAGAUCGCAGCAUUUUUAUAGAAUGGUAGUAAAUUUAUACUAAUUCUCUCUAUCCCUUUUUCUCAAAGGCCAGUUUUGCCAUGGCAAUGCUGGGGGAUCCACAGCUGUUGCUGCUUGAUGAGCCUUCCAAAGGCGUGGACCCUUCUGCCAGACGUUGCUUAUGGUGAGAAGUUGACUGAACUGUACUAGAUCCUUCAUGUUUAAUCCUUUAACCCCUAAGAGUGACCAGCAUCUAAUUUCUCCUGAAAAUAUCACCCCUGAGUCAAACAUUAGAGUCACGAGCAAAAAGAAAAUGAUCAACUAAAUAAGUUCUGGAAUGGUAUACAAAUUCUCCUUGUCAACACCUUAAGAAAUAUGUAGAGAAAAGUAUGGAGAAUAUGCCUACUGAUGUCAGUGGGUAAAGGGUUAAUCCUUUACAACCUAACAUCAAUAUGGAUAUUCUCCAUAUAGUACAUUUCUUAAUGUACUGACAAGAAAAAUUUGUUUAAAAAUUAUAUCAAGAGCUUCUUUAGCUGGUAAUCAUGUCUUUUCUUCUUGUGACCUUAACAUGUGAUUCAGGGGUGGUGUUGAAAGGAAAAAUUUAGAUAGAAGUCAUUCUUAGAGGUCAGAGGGUUGAUUGCAUGUGUUUAGUUUCUUAAGACAAACCAUUUGCUGCACCUGCUUUAGCUUCUGAUGUUUUGUGAUGUACAACUUUCUGGCAACAACUAGUUUUAGCCCUCAAUUCUCACAAAAAAUUGUUAUAUCUAAGUCCAAGUGUUAGUGUCUUUCACUGCUUUGGACGUUUCUGUGAGGCCAUAUCACCAUUGCUAAAUACACUCACAUAAAUGUACAAAGUUAUGCAGAUGUUUGCUGCAUCAAAGUUACUGCUUGUUUUCCUGUCCCAUUAUCAGGAACACCAUCAGCAGGAAUGUCCAUGGAAAGAGAGGAGCUGUUCUAACAACACAUUCCAUGGAGGAGGCUGAUGCUUUGUGUUCACGAGUUGGAAUCAUGGUGAAAGGCCAACUCAAGUAAGUUAUAUUUCAAACAAAUGCCUUUUCUUUUAUAAGGAAGAGUUGUUGUCCCCUUAACCUUUUUCUUGAAUAAUAGGUCAUUUACAGUUGUGUGCAUUAUAGUUGCUAAGCCUUUGAUCUGGAGUGAGGCUGAAAGUAACCUUAUUAUGAUUGAGACCAGUAUCUAGUUAGCAUAAUAACAAAGUAAUUUACAUUUGAAAUGCAGCAAGGUUUGUAUCAUAACAAGGUCAACCUUAGCCUCACUCCUGCUCAAAGGCUUAGGAACCAAACAUGCAACUGUAGAAUAGACAAUAUCUCAACUUCUUGUGUUUUCAGGUGUCUUGGUUCAACACAACAUUUAAAGAGUACUUAUGGCAGUGGUUACACCUUGGAAUUAAAACUGAAGAAAACCCACACCUCAGGUCCAUGCCCAGAAGGUUCAAUGGAGCAGUUACACAACUAUGUCAUUGAGCUGCUUCCAGGUGCAACCCAGUCUGAAGUGUUUGGUGGAAGAGUGAUAUACAAGGUCCCAAAGGAAGGUGUUGGGGCACUAUCAGUCAUCUUUACUAAACUUGAAAAAGGUACGGUGUCUAUCUUUUAGGAUUGAUUGGGCCUGAUAGCAUUCAUUAACUUUGUGAAAUGGAAGUUGGGUGCCUGGAGUAUCAAGAGCCUUCCACUGUGGCAAGAGAGCCCCAGAUAAAAUAUGGCUGCAAAAAUUCCCUCAACCUAGCAAUAAGUGGCUUUUCCAAGACCUUGCCAAUAUUAAUUGUAUCUGAGUGGAGGAACAAUCAAGGAAGGGGCAGAUUGAGGUGGGGGGACAUUUGGAAACAACCAUUAAAAAUGUGCUUACAACUGCGAAGGACCAAAUGCUAUGAAACUGCUUAACCUGUAGAGACUAACAUCUAAUUUCUCCUUACAAUUUUACCUCUGAAUCUUGCACAAAGGUCACAAGAAAACAGAAAUAUCAACAACUAAAGGAUUUCUUGAUUGGUUUAAAAAUUAUCUUUGUCAGUACCUUACAAAAUGAGUAGAGAACAGUAUGGAGAAUAUGUGUACUGGUGUUCAGUUCUAAAGGGCUGAGAACUCAAACAGGCCAGCUGUGACAGAGUUGCAACAUUCCUUUUGAGCCUGCACCAAAACCAUUGACUGACUACAGUUCAUUUUGUUCAGUAAAAUGAACAGUGUUGAACAAAAACCCAGAAUCAAAUUGGACAGGAUUAGUCAAUCUGCUUUUUCUUAACAUUUUAAGCUGUGCUACAGAAGGGGUUCCAGUCAUGUAGCUCUUGGUAGAUAGGUUGAACCUCAUGAUUAUGCCACUAUAGCUGUGACUUAAUGUGUUUGUUCUAAAGCACUUGACAGGGUUAAGGAGAAUUAAAAACAAUCUCUCUUAUUUCCAUCUACAAACAUUACACUAUCGAUAUUGCUGAUCCUAGCAGUAUGCAGGAUGCAUGUUGUAGGAACUUCGUAAUAGACCUCGCUCACUGUGGAGUCUCUAUGGCUCAGUGGUAGAGCAUUGGUGUGCGGAGUCUGAAGGUCUGAGGUUCGAUUCCUCAUGGGGACUCUGAAUUUUUCUGUGUCCCACACUCAUGACAAGACGAAAAAUAUCUUUCUCAACAUUAUAGCAGUGUUUUAAGUGCAAUUUGAUGGAAUAUUGAUUCACUAAAUUCAGCUGUGUUUAUUUUUUUAGCUAAGGAAGAAAUUGGGAUAGAGGAGUACAGUUUCAGUCAGUCUACACUGGAACAGGUAUAAAAUGUUUUUUACUCUUUUAUGGUCAGCAAAUUGCAGCAAAUUUUUGUGGAGAGUUGAAUACAACCAGGGAUUGGUUUUAUUUUCCUUUACUCUGCCCUCAGCCUCUAUGCAUGGUGUGGGAAACUUGCAGUACCUUCUCAACCAAUCAGUUGCAAUCAAUCAGUUGUGCUAAUAGUGCCAGACCCCCAGCUAACCUCUCCCCAACUUAUCUCAAAUCUUCCUGUGGGCAGAGAACCCUGAACAAGGGCCUAUUUGUAGGCCAACCACAACUGUACUGACAGACCUUUACAAGCUGCGCUGUAAAUCUCAGUGAAAUCAGUAUUUUACUCAUUUAUUUUGAUUUCUAUUUGCUUUAAUUUGAAACAAUGGUAUCACCACUUGCCUCUGAAAUUCAUUCAAAAUAAAAACAAUGCAUCACUUUUCAACCCUACUUCAUAUUGUAUUAUAUGACACUUGUUUCAAGAGGCCAUUUUACAGUUGUGUACUUAGUUGCCAAGCCUUUUAUUUGGAGUGAGGCUGAAGGUGACCUUGAUGUGAUAGAGACCAGUAUCCAGUUAGCAUGAUAACAAAGUAAUUACCAUUUGAAAAGCAGCAAGCUUUGUAUCAUAACAAGAUUACCCUUAGCCUCACUCCUGUUCAAAGGCUUGGCAACCAAGCACACAAUUGUGAAAUGGUCUAUUUAUAACUGACCAAUCAAACUGCUCACUUUUAACUACAAUGAUAUCCUCAGGUUUUUCUGGAGUUCACAAAAGAACAAGAUGAUGACAGGACUGGAGCUGAACAUAACAGAGAAGAGAAUGUACAAAAUGGUGGAUCCCACCCAGCAGUGUAA